CUAGGAAGGCUCAGGGCAGGGACUGCAAUCCUAAGGAGCACCUGGGCCAGAAGGACUGACUUCUGAGGAUGGUCCGCUGAGCCGCCGCCGCCUCCUCCCCGACCGCCCUUCCCCGGGAGAGAGUGCCUCGCGUCUACCCGGCGGGUCUCCGGAGACACGCGCCGCUGCGCUCUCCCCCGCCCGCUCCGGGGUGCCAGGGGGCUCCGGGAGGAGGCUGAGCCGUCCCGCCCCCGCUCUUGCCUCGCCGAUAUAAGGAGCCGCCGAUGGUGCCACCUGCCCAGCCCGAGCCCAAGAAGCCGUCGCCGACCACACCACACCAUGCUGGGACCCCGGACUUUGGCGCUGCUCUUCCUCGCCCUGGCCGCGCUGCUCAGCCUGCCCGCCGAGGCGUGGUACAAGCAGACGGCCGGCCCCAGCUACUACUCGGUGGGGAGAGCCUCGGGGCUGCUGUCCGGCAUCCGCCGCUCGCCCUACAUCCGCCGCUCCGACGACGGCGACAGCAGCAGCAGCAGCAGCGCGGAGAGCGGCCCCGCCGCUGCCGUUGCCUCCUUCUUGAUGUCCGAGUCGCGUCAAAGCCCCGGGGGUCUGCGCAAUCUGGCGGUGUGUGUGAAAGAAAUAGCCCCGGAGCUUCAGAGCUGUCAGCUGCUGCCCGGCCUGCCCAGCGUCAUCCAGUGCAAGGCCGAUGUCACCGUCUCUCUGGACCCCGCUGACUGCACCAGCCCGUGAGCCCCGACGGGGCGGCCUUCCCUGUAGCCCGGCUUGGGCGAGCCGAGGGAGGCAGAGGCAGCCGGUGGGUUUCCCUAGCAAAAGCCACCGACAAUUAGAGGGUUGGGAAGAUGGUCCUCCCCCUC
Messenger RNA from Rhineura floridana, 851 nucleotides. RefSeq names its product neuropeptide B (gene NPB). Bases 319 to 726 code for a protein of 135 amino acids. Lineage: Eukaryota; Metazoa; Chordata; Lepidosauria; Squamata; Rhineuridae. The record is from RefSeq and is a predicted model, not a curated record. Gene Ontology annotation, biological process: G protein-coupled receptor signaling pathway; feeding behavior. The transcript has 2 exons. Gene Ontology annotation, molecular function: G protein-coupled receptor binding.